UAUAUUAGACUAGCUAAUUAAGUGCAUUAAUGCUACUAAGAAAAAAAGAAAAUGUGGAAGCUCAAGGUUUCUCAAGGGGACGAUGAACAUGGACUCAAAUCCUUCAACCAUCAUAUCGGCCGACAGUAUUGGGAGUUUGAUCCUAAUCUCGGCACCCCACAAGACCGAGCUCGAGUCGAAUUGGCUCGAAACCACUUCACCAGUAACCGGUUUCGAGCCAAGCAAAGCUCUGAUCUUCUAAUGAGGUUUCAGUUUGCGAGGGAGAAUUCAUCAAUAGGCUAUGAAACGAAGGUGCCUCUUGCUAAAGUCAACAACUCUUCUGGAACUGAAGAAACGGUGAAGAUGGCAUUACGAAGGGCUCUCGGAUUCUAUUCGACUGUACAAUCGCAUGAUGGGUUCUGGCCGGCCGACUAUGGCGGCCCCUUGUUCCUUCUACCAGGAUUGGUGAUUGGGUUGUUUGUAACCGGAGCUUUAGACAUAAUCUUGCCAUCCCAGCAUCGACAAGAGAUACGUCGCUAUCUAUACAAUCAUCAGAAUGAAGAUGGAGGAUGGGGCAUACACAUAGAAGGGGACAGCACAAUGUUUGGGACAGCACUCUCAUAUGUCACCUUAAGGUUGUUGGGAGAGACAAAGGAUGGUGGGAAUGGUGCUAUUGAGAAUGCAAGGAAUUGGAUUCUCAACCAUGGUGGUCUCACCUUCAUUCCUUCUUGGGGCAAGAUGUGGCUUUCUGUGCUGGGAAUAUACGAGUGGAGUGGGAACAAUCCAUUUCUACCAGAACUAUGGUUACUCCCCUAUCGUUUGAACCCCAUACAUCCAGGGCGGAUGUGGUGCCACAGUCGAAUGGUGUAUCUGCCGAUGUCCUAUUUAUAUGCCACCAAGUUCGUAGGCCCUAUCACUUCCCUUAUUUUGUCGCUCCGUCGUGAACUCUAUCCUCUUCCUUAUCAUCUCGUUGAUUGGGAUUGUGCUCGUUAUCUUUGUGCCAAGGAAGACCUAUAUUAUCCACAUCCCAUUAUACAAGAUGUAUUAUGGGAAUGCCUUGAAAAAGUAGUAGAGCCUGCUUUAAAGAAAUGGCCAUUGUCUAAGCUAAGGAAAAAGGCUCUUCACACUGUGAUGCAACACAUCCACUAUGAGGAUGAAAGUACUAAUUACAUUUGUAUUGGCCCUGUCAGCAAGAUGCUGAACAUGGUAUGUUGUUGGGUAGAGGACCCAAAGUCAGAGGCAUUCAAGUGUCACCUUUCAAGAAUUAAAGAUUACCUUUGGGUUGCUGAAGAUGGCAUGAAAAUGCAGGGAUACAAUGGAUCUCAAUUAUGGGACGUUGCUUUUUCAGUACAAGCAAUCAUGGCAACUAACCUAGUGGAUGAAUAUGGUUCAAUGCUUAAGAAAGCUCACAGCUUCAUCAAAAACACACAAGUAAAAGAAAACAGUGGAAAUGGCCUUAAUCUAUGGUAUCGUCACAUUUCUAAAGGAGGAUGGCCUUUUUCAACCCCGGAUAAUGGUUGGAUCGUCUCCGAUUGCACUGCGGAAGGGUUGAAGGCAGCACUUUUAUUAUCAACAAUGCCAUCCUACAUAGUUGGUGAAGAGGUUAUAACACCAGAUCGAUUAUAUGAGGCUGUUAAUGUCAUUUUAUCUUUACAGAACAACAGUGGUGGUUUUGCAUCCUAUGAGCUCACCAGAUCUUAUGCAUGGUUGGAAAUCUUAAAUCCAGCUGAAUUGUUUGGAGAUAUAAUCAUUGAUUAUCAGUAUGUGGAAUGCACUUCAGCAGCAAUUCAAGGCCUCAAAUUAUUUCAAAAGCUGCACCCAAAUUACAAAAACAAAGAAAUACAAGCUUGUAUUAGCAAAGCAAUCAAUUUCAUUGAGAGCAUACAAUUACCUGAUGGGUCAUGGUAUGGGUCAUGGGGAGUGUGCUUUGUGUAUGGAACAUGGUUUGGGAUAAAGGGAUUGGUAGCUGGUGGAAGGAACUAUCACAAUUGUGAUGGUAUAAGAAGAGCAUGCGAUUUCUUGUUGUCCAAGCAACUACCUUCUGGGGGUUGGGGAGAAAGCUACCUUUCUAGUCAAAAUAAGGUGUACACAAAUUUAGAAGGAAACAAGUGGCAUCUAGUGACAACUGCAUGGGCAAUGUUAGCUUUGAUUGAAAGUGGACAAGCUGAUAGAGAUCCCACGCCAUUGCACCGUGCUGCCAAGGUUUUGCUCAAUUCUCAGUUGGAUAAUGGAGAUUUCCCACAACAGGAGAUAAUUGGAGUGUUCAAUAAGAAUUGCAUGAUAAGUUAUUCAUCCUACAGAAAUAUAUUUCCCAUAUGGGCCAUGGGAGAGUACCUCAACUGUGUAUUACUUGCCAAAUCCAAGUAACUGAAGAAAUCUUGUACUUGACUUUUCAAAGAAUGUAAAGAAAUAAAAAGAUGGUAUUAUGUGAUGAAA
This is a messenger RNA of Gossypium raimondii (Peruvian cotton), 2415 nucleotides long. Its product is annotated as cycloartenol synthase 2. Gene Ontology annotation, molecular function: intramolecular transferase activity. Gene Ontology annotation, biological process: triterpenoid biosynthetic process. Bases 52 to 2346 code for a protein of 764 amino acids. The transcript is spliced from 16 exons. The record is from RefSeq and is a predicted model, not a curated record. Gene Ontology annotation, cellular component: lipid droplet. Lineage: Eukaryota; Viridiplantae; Streptophyta; Magnoliopsida; Malvales; Malvaceae.